AAAAAAUCCUAAACACCUAAAGCUUUCAAACAAAAGCACAAAUAAUAAUUUUCUUGUCUUGUCAUCCUUUUAUCUAUAACGAAAAGCCUCGAGGUCACAAAUAUUCGCUCAUUGUCGAAAUUUUCUUGAACUCGAAUCACCGACAACUAAAGCAGACAAAGAAAGCUUUGUUGCCUGCGCGGCAGCAUCGCAAGUCGCCAAGAUGAGCAACAGUAUGCGCGACUUGAUUUCCGGCGAAGCCGAACUUGAUGACGAGGAGGAGGAUGAGUCUUUCGAUGAGGGUGGUGAGGAGCGCAGACGAAAGGCUGCCGUGGAAGACUCUAGUGAGGAGGAGGAAGAUGACGACGACGAGGAAGAAGCUCGCAAGGUCCGAGAAGGCUUUAUUGUUGAUGAGGAUGAAGACGAGGAGGAAGGCGGCGAAUCAGAUGGUGACGUGCGCCCCGUUCACAAACGAAAGCGAAAACAUCGCGACCGUGAAGAAGAGGAGCAGCUUGAUGAAGAAGAUCUGGAUCUCAUCGGCGAGCAAUUCGGUGAGCGCCCGAAGCCCCAAACACAGUCCAAGUUCAAGCGCCUCAAGCGCGGCUACCGCGAUGAAGAACGGGGAAAUCAACGCCGUGGCCUGGACGAUAUCUUCUCGGACGAGGAUGAAGACGCAGGCGAGCAGCGACCGUACGGCAGAUCGUACCGCCAAGCCGACGAGUUCGACGAUUUUAUCGAAGAGGAUUUCCCCGAAGACCCCGAGGAAUUAGAGCAACAACGAGAAGAUGCGGAGGUUGCUCGCCCCAGAGAUCGCGUCAUUGGAAACAUCGCCGACACUGGUAAUCUCGACAAGGAUGCCUUGGAUGAUAUGGAGGCCAUCUUUGGUAACGGUGAAGACUACGAUUGGGCGCUGCAAAUGGAAGAGGAGGAGGAAGAUCGUGAAAGAGAGGAACAAGCCAUUGAGUUGAAGGACGUGUUCGAGCCGUCGCAACUGAAAGAGAAGCUCUUGACCGACGAAGAUAACGAGAUUCGUUUCACCGACGAGCCCGAGCGAUUUCAACUCGACCGGAAGACCUUCAAGACCCUCCAGCUCACUGCAGAGCAGUUUAGGGAGGAGGCGAGGUGGAUCACAAACCAGUUGUGGCCAAAGAAGGGUUUGGCGGCUGACCUCCAGAUCCCAUUCGGCAAAGCUGUUGGCAAGGUCCUCGAAUUCUUCAUUGUUGACGAGGUUGAGGUGCCUUAUGUGUUCCAGCACCGCAAAGACUACCUGCUUCACACCAGAAAGACGCGGAACCCGAAUCGCGAUGACCCCGAUGCGCCAGAAUACGUUAUCAGUGCGGACAAGCUCUUGAAUCAAGACGACCUUUGGAAGAUUUUGGAAUUGGACAUAAAGUUUCGUUCUUUUGUGGACAAGAGAAAUGCUCUCGAGAAGACUUUUGAGAACCUCAAAGGAUUGGGAAUCCACGACACGAUUGUGGAGGAGAUGACUCCAGAGGCGACCACCAUGGAAGAACUUCAAGAUUUGCAGGACUAUUUACAGUUUCAGUACGGUCCACAGCUCAAGGACCUUGCUGCUAUGGCUGGAAACCUCUCAUUAACAAAACGGCCGGGCUCAAAAUCGAACUUGCUCGAACGAGUCCGCCAAGGCAAGGCCUAUAGCUUCGUCCGUGCUUAUGGAAUCUCAGCGGACCAGCUUGCCAAGAACGCCUUGCGACAUGGAAAGAAGAUCACUCCUGAUGAUGACACCCAAUAUCCCAUGGACCUGGCUGACAGUUUGGUUGACGACAACUUCGACACCGGCGAUCAAGUCAUUAACGCAGCUCGACAGAUGUACUCGGAAGAAUUGUUUGCAAGCCCAAGGAUGCGCAAACACUUCCGAAAUUCGUACUACCAAGCUGCUGAGAUCAGCUGUCGACGGACUGAGAAGGGCCUACGCAGAAUUGAUGAUUCUCACCCGUAUUAUGAGAUCAAGUAUUUGCAAAACCAAGCCAUUGCUGAUCUAGUCCACCAACCAGACCUUUUCUUAAAGAUGAUGAAGGCCGAGGAGGAAGGCCUUGUCACUAUCAAGCUUGAUAUGCCAGCCCGAUAUGAUUUCCGGAGACAACUUUAUCAGGAGUUCGAGUCUGAGAACUUCAGCGACCGAGCCGAACAGUGGCGAGAAGAGCGCAAGAAGGUACUUGACCUUGCAUACCCCAAACUGGAAAGGAUUAUUGCAAAGAAUGUCAAAGAAGUCAUUCGAACUUUCUGCCAAGAUGAGGUGCUCAAGAUGUGUCGAGAGGAAUAUGCAAAACGACUCGAUCAGGCACCAUACAAGCCAAAGGGCAUGAUACUAGGCACUACGCCUCGUGUCUUAGUUCUCUCCAAUGGCAUGGCUGAUCCUGCUCGCGAUCCCAUUUGCUGGGCCUGGGUCGAGGAAGAUGGUCGUGUGAUUGAACAAGGAAAGCUUGGAAAUCUCGCCAGAGAUGAGCGCCAACGAGAAGAGUUCGAGGAGCUUGUCAAGCGUCGUCGACCUGAUGUAAUCGGCGUUAGCGGUUGGUCUGCUGAGACGACUAAGUUGGUACGUGACUUGGAGAGCCUUGUCAACGAGAAGGGCCUAAUGGGCCCUGAAUUUGAGGACCCAGACACCAAUGACUAUCGAACAGAGCCACUGGAGGUUGUGGUGGUCAAUGAUGAGGUCGCUCGUUUGUACAAGGAUAGCCCUCGUGCACUUGCUGAGCAUCCAAGUCUGAAUCCUGUGACGAGGUACUGUGUUGCUCUGGCGCGAUAUAUGCAGAACCCUAUGAAGGAGUACGCUGCUCUCGGCAAAGACGUUGCUUCCAUUUCUUACCACCCUUGCCAAAACCUUCUCCCACCUGACAAACUGGCCAAAUACCUGGACUCGGCCAUGGUUGACAUGGUCAACCUCUGCGGUGUUGAUAUCAACGAGGCCAUGAACGAUCCUUACACCGCCAACCUCCUCCCUUACGUGUCUGGAUUGGGCCCUCGCAAGGCAACAAGCGUCAUCAAGGCCAUCAACGCUAAUGGCGGUGCUGUGGGCACAAGAGAUGAACUCGUGGGUGAUCCCGAUAGCGGCAAGCUGCCUGUCGUUGGUCCCAGAGUUUGGAACAACUGCGCGAGUUUUCUUUUUAUCGAAUACGAGGCUACAAAUCCUGCCUCAGAUCCUCUUGAUAACACACGAGUUCAUCCUGAAGAUUACGAGCUCGGGCGCAAAAUGGCUGCCGAUGCUCUUGAGCUUGAUGAAGAGGAUGUCAAAGCCGAAACCGACGAGAAUGGACCCGGAGCGAUCGUCCGCAAGCUGUUCAAGCAAGAUGAACAAGACAAGGUCAACGAGCUAGUCCUGGAAGAGUACGCAGAGCAACUGGAGAGAAACUACAGCCAGCGCAAGCGAGCUACAUUGGAGACAAUUCGUGCCGAACUCCAGGCGCCCUACGAAGAACUUCGACGGAAUUUUGCUCUCCUGUCAGCAUCCGAGAUCUUCACCAUGUUCACUGGUGAGACCAAGCAGACUCUGUGCGAGGGCAUGAUUGUGCCCGUCAACGUCCGGGUUGUGAAGGAUGACUUCGCCAUUGUUAAGCUCGACUGUGGUAUUGAAGGCCGUAUUGAGGGCCAUGAAGUCAGCCAUCGUUCGUCUAUCAAGGAUGCCCUGACCUCGGGACAAACGACACAGGCAAAGAUUUUGGACAUCAACUAUAAAGAUUUCAUGGCCAAGCUCUCAAUGCGGGAUGAAACCAUGCGUAUUCCGUACAAGCGCCCGAUCAACCUCGGUCGAGAUGGGUGGGACUACGCGCUCGAGGCAGCAGAUAAAGAGGAGCUGCGAGAAAAGGACAAGACCACGGGACGAACCCAGCGUGUUGUCAAGCACCCCAAUUUCAAACCAUUCAAUGGCCUGCAAGCAGAAGAAUAUCUGGGAUCGCAGCCUAAUGGUGAGGUCAUCAUUCGACCCUCAUCGAAGGGUAACGAUCAUCUGGCAGUGACCUGGAAGGUCGCGGACGGUGUUUACCAGCACAUUGACGUCCUUGAGAUGCAGAAGGAAACAGAAUUCUCGGUUGGCAAGCUGUUGCGUGUGGGCGGCAAAUAUACAUACACCGACUUGGACGAACUGAUCGUGGAGCACGUCAAGGCCAUGGCGCGGAAAGUGGAGGAACUGAUGCGACACGAUAAGUACCAGAACCGAUCCCGGGGAGAGACGGAGAAAUGGCUUACGACGUACAUCGACGCCAACCCCAACCGAUCGGCUUACGCUUUCUGUAUCGACACGAAGCAUCCUGGAUACUUUUGGUUGUGCUUCAAGGCCAGUAGGUCAGCCAGGGUGAUUGCAUUGCCAGUGCGCGCGAUUCCACAGGGCUUUGAGCUUAAGGGGUAUCAAUAUCCUGACAUGCGAGCGCUCUGCAACGGAUUCAAGCUGCGUUAUCAGAAUGAGUUCUCCAAGAUGGGUCACCGGUAGGAAAUGGAGACCUAUUCUUAUAAUACGCACAGGUGAUAUGCUGAGGUGGAGAGGGAGAAUUGUAUUUGUUUGAUUACGCAGAAUGAGCAUUUUCUGGGACGAGGAUGACGCUGCAAUUGUAUUAUUGAGGCGCAAGUCAACGAUAUUUCUUUACUAAAUAAGUCAAGGGGCUGUAUUAGAUGUCGCCUUAUACGGCAAGGGAGAAAAAAAAGCAAUUAAGAUAAGCUAAUUUGACGUGUGCUCGAUGAGUUUCAUUGUAUCAAC
Molecule: messenger RNA, 4687 nt
Organism: Fusarium redolens
Lineage: Eukaryota; Fungi; Ascomycota; Sordariomycetes; Hypocreales; Nectriaceae
Product: SH2 domain-containing protein
Exons: 4
Coding region: 203-4423 (1406 amino acids)
Biological process (GO): mRNA transcription by RNA polymerase II; transcription elongation by RNA polymerase II; positive regulation of transcription elongation by RNA polymerase II
Cellular component (GO): transcription elongation factor complex
Molecular function (GO): DNA binding; nucleosome binding; histone binding
Source: RefSeq, a predicted model, not a curated record